AGAAGCUUCGACAGUGUAAUCAUCAGUUUUAUCUCGUAAGUUGACUAGUCCAGUCGUGAAUACAGUGCCUUGUACUAAGGAACACAGUUUAUUUUCGGAAGAAUGCUGAAGAAUAUCAUCAUCCUUGCAACUGUUGUUGCCGCAACAGUAGCCCUUCCAACGACGCAACCUCCAGCUCAAACAGCACAGAAGCGUAGUGAUGAUUUGGACAAUGCAGCAACUUCGUAUACCCUUGCUGGAACGCCUGGAAGUCGAUAUGGACGAUACCUGUCAUAUGAUGGAUACAAUGGUGGUUAUGGAGGCUAUGCCGGUUCAACUGGUGGAUAUCCUGUAGUGGCGAACGGUGGAUAUUCCGGAUACAAUGGUUACAACAGAGGAUACACCAAUGGCUACAGUGGAGGCCUUGCCAGCGGAUACACCACCAUUCCCGGAGGAUAUUUCGAUGGAGCCAGUGGAUACGCUGACGUAGUGCCUUCGGGCUAUUCUGGUGGAUAUCCUUCUGCAGGUUACACCGGAGGAUAUACUGGAGCAUAUAAUGGCGGGUAUACUGGAUACAAUACCGGAUACGGUACUGGAUACACUCAAAACUACCGGUAUCCUUAUGCAGCACCAGCCAACGCCUACAGUGGAUACAAUGCAGGCUACAGUAAUUACUCUCCCUAUUACUACAGCACGUAGACAAACAAGUAAC
Aedes albopictus (Asian tiger mosquito) is the source of this 691-nucleotide messenger RNA. Its product is annotated as prisilkin-39-like. Bases 103 to 678 code for a protein of 191 amino acids. The transcript has 2 exons. NCBI's taxonomy places the organism in Eukaryota, Metazoa, Arthropoda, Insecta, Diptera, Culicidae. The record is from RefSeq and is a predicted model, not a curated record.